Papaver somniferum (opium poppy) is the source of this 772-nucleotide messenger RNA. Its product is annotated as phosphopantetheine adenylyltransferase-like. The transcript has 5 exons. NCBI's taxonomy places the organism in Eukaryota, Viridiplantae, Streptophyta, Magnoliopsida, Ranunculales, Papaveraceae. The coding region runs from base 115 to 648 and encodes 177 amino acids. The record is from RefSeq and is a predicted model, not a curated record. Gene Ontology annotation, molecular function: dephospho-CoA kinase activity; pantetheine-phosphate adenylyltransferase activity. Gene Ontology annotation, biological process: coenzyme A biosynthetic process.
UUCCAAUGUUUCCCAGAUUUGCUUAUUUUUAGUGUUUUUCUCUCUGUCCAUAUCCCAACAGGUCGUUGCACUUUCCUCAUUUUGAUCUACCACAUAAGUAAGUAAAAAUUAGAAAUGGAAAUGAAGGAUAAUCCUGUUGAAUUAGAAACAACACCACCCACUCCCAAUUUAUAUGAAUCAGUUGUUCUUGGUGGAACUUUUGAUAGAUUGCAUGGUGGACAUCAUCUCUUUCUUAACGCAGCAGCUGAAUUAGCUAGCAAUCGAGUUGUGGUUGGUGUUUGUGAUGGACCCAUGUUAAGUAAGAAACAGUUUGCACAUCUAAUAGAACCCAUCGAAAUCAGGAUGCGAAAUGUUGAAGACUACAUCAAGUCUAUUAAACCCGAGCUGACGGUUCAAGUUGAACCAAUCGAGGAUCCUUAUGGGCCUUCAAUCGAAGAUGAAAAUUUGGAUGCUAUUGUAGUCAGCAAGGAGACGCUACCAGGUGGAUUAUCAGUUAACAGGAAGAGAGACGAGAAAGGCCUUCGACAAUUGAAGGUCGAAGUAGUAGAUCUACUCGCUGAAGAAUCCACUGGUGAAAAGUUAAGUUCCACAACACUAAGAAAAAUCGAGGAUGAGAAGGCCAAACAACAACCGGAACCUACAAAUUAGAGACAGGUUCAAGACAAUACAAAAGCUUAUUUCUACAUUAUUCUUUAUCUUCUUGUUGUGGUGCAUAUUGUGAACCAGUUACUUAAACGGUUUGAUCUAUCCAAGAGCUUCAGUUAUGCUUAUC